Messenger RNA from Alternaria viburni, 417 nucleotides. RefSeq lists its product as uncharacterized. The record is from RefSeq and is a predicted model, not a curated record. Bases 1 to 417 code for a protein of 138 amino acids. The transcript has a single exon. Lineage: Eukaryota; Fungi; Ascomycota; Dothideomycetes; Pleosporales; Pleosporaceae.
AUGUACGCAACGCCUCCCAUCCGCAUGUACGGAGCCGGAGCCAAGGAGGCCGCCGACGCCCGCCUCCUCGACGAGGUCAGGAGCCGUCGUGCCGCCGCCGCCAAGGCCGCCCACCAGGACUCCGCCGACGGCAUCCAAGAGCAGCUCGUGGAGCUCCGCCGCCGCCGCCAGUUCCUCGAGGAAGAGCUGAAGAAGAACAAGGCGGCUGAAGAGACUUUGCUGCGCAAAGCAGAUCGGGCUUCGGCCAUGAAGAAGACUGUGGGUGGGUUGGCGGAGAAGAAGGAGGAGAGGGAGAGGAGGAGACAGGCGGCUUUCGAGCAGAAGAGGAGGGAGGGGGAGAUGGGGAAGGGGCCGGUGGGCGUGGUGAAGAGGUCGCCGCAGAAGGCGGCGUGGAAGGGCAAGUUCAAGGACUUGUAG